AUGCAUCUUAAUCGUACUACUGUAACCCAAGCAAAACACUCCAGUGUCAUGUUCAAAAGUGAUGCUAAAAAUGUGUACUCCAUAAGUUACGAUUCAUUAUCGAAUGAAUCUGAUGAUAUUAAUUUCGUUAAAAUGGAUUUCCCCUAUAAAUCUUUGAAGCGCAUUGAAUUGUUGGGUUCGUGCAAUGGCGUGGUUUACCUUUGGAGCCAUGGAAUGCAAUUACAUUUUCUGUGGAACCCAGCCACAAAGGAAUGGAAGAAAUUACCCAAACUAGGUACAAAAUAUAACUACCUACCAAGAUGCUGCCAUGGUUUUGGCUAUGAUUACGUGGCUGAUGAUUACAAGUUGGUAGAGAUUGUUCGAAAUGAGGAGACUACUUCUGUGCAAGUUUAUUCUUUGAAAUCAAACUCAUGGAAAAGCCUUCAAACCAUCCAAUAUAAGUUACGUAGUAGUCGAGCAGGAAUAUUGUCUACUCGAACGUUAUCUGGAAUGAUUUUUAACGGAGCUCUUCAUUGGUUUGGGGAUAGGUAA
Molecule: messenger RNA, 531 nt
Organism: Papaver somniferum (opium poppy)
Lineage: Eukaryota; Viridiplantae; Streptophyta; Magnoliopsida; Ranunculales; Papaveraceae
Product: F-box/kelch-repeat protein At3g06240-like
Exons: 1
Coding region: 1-531 (176 amino acids)
Molecular function (GO): protein binding
Source: RefSeq, a predicted model, not a curated record